AUGUUUUUCAUUGCUACCAACUUAAAAUUUAACACGUCACCGGAAGAAGCGAAAAUUAGAUUUCCGGAAAUAAAAAGAAAAUGUUUUAAUAAAUUAUCAUCGAGAGAUGUUGAAUAUUUCGUUAGCGUUCUGGGUAAAGACAGAGUCAUUUCCGAUUUGACAGACGUCGAACCUUACAAUAUAGAUUUUGCAAGGCACAUAAAAGGAAACAGCGAAAUCGUUUUAAAACCCAAAUCGACAGAAGAAAUUUCAUCGAUACUCAAAUACUGUAAUGAAAAUCAAUUAGGAGUUUGUCCACAGGGUGGAAAUUCAGGUUUGGUUUCGGGAAGCGUACCUGUUUUCGACGAAAUUAUCAUAUCGACCGUUUUGAUGAAUAAAAUAAUCAAUUUCGAUGAAUUUUCCGGAUACGAUAAAACCAUCGAAGGUUUUAAACUGAACAAUCCGUUCGGUGAAAAAUAUAAAUUUUACAUGCUUUUGGAAACGAGGAGCAGCAUGGAUGGUAACGAUUUGGAAAAAGUUAACGGUUUUUUGGAAAAAAUGAUGGAAAAAGGUUUGGCAUUGGAUGCGGUUUUUAAAAAUGGCUACGCAUACAAAUACGACAUAUCAUUACCCCAUGAAAAUUUUUAUAAAUUGGUUGAAAUAAUGAAAGAAAAAUUAAAAGGAACGUCAGCAACUUUGGUCACGGGUUACGGACAUUUGGGUGAUGGAAAUUUACAUUUAAACAUUUGUUCAGAAUCCUACGAUAAAGAGUUAAAAGAUCAAAUAGAACCUUUCGUUUUCGAAUUGACACAAAAAUUUAAAGGUAGCAUAAGUGCCGAACAUGGUAUCGGUUUAGAAAAACCUGAAUUUUUACACUUAUCGAAAUCAAAAUCAUCCAUCAAUUUAAUGAAAAACAUAAAAAAUUUAUUAGAUCCGAAUGGUAUACUCAACCCAUACAAAGUUUUACCGCCAUCUUGUUAA
Molecule: messenger RNA, 960 nt
Organism: Pediculus humanus corporis (human body louse)
Lineage: Eukaryota; Metazoa; Arthropoda; Insecta; Psocodea; Pediculidae
Product: D-lactate dehydrognease 2, putative
Exons: 6
Coding region: 1-960 (319 amino acids)
Cellular component (GO): mitochondrion
Molecular function (GO): catalytic activity; FAD binding
Source: RefSeq, a predicted model, not a curated record